AUGUACAUUACAUGUAUCAAUUCACAGGAUUUUUCCAAGUUCCUUGAUGACAAUUUUGAUGUCAAAGAGUGGGUGAAUGCUGCAUUUCGAACUCAAAGAGACACACCCCAACAGAAAGAUGCGUUGGCAUCAACUCUUGUCACAAAGCUACAACUAUUCAUACAGGAAGUCAAUAAUUCUCUUGAAGAAACCAGUCAGCAAGCGCUUCAGAACUUUCCACGUGUAUUAAGAGAUGUGGAAGCUGUCAGACAGGAAGCAGCUUUCCUCCAAGAACAGAUGCAGAUGGUGAAAGAAGAUAUUAAAAAGGUUGAACAAGACACUGCUCAGUCUAUGCAGAUGUUAUUAGAAUUGGAUGUAAUCAAAUCUAGAAUGCAGUCAGCUUCAAGUGCACUCAAGGAAGCAGAUAACUGGACUACAUUGAUGGCUGAUAUUGAUGACUUGUUCCAAUCACAGGAUGUCCAUGCUAUUGCCAAAAAGUUACUAGCAAUGCAGCACAGCCUGAGUUUAUUGGCUCACUGUGGGGACUAUGAAGAGAGGGCUCAGUAUCUUGAGACUUUAAAGAACCGACUUGAAACGCUUGUCAGCCCCCAGCUGAUCACUGCGUUCAACAAACAUUCACUAG
Messenger RNA from Saccoglossus kowalevskii, 622 nucleotides. RefSeq names its product conserved oligomeric Golgi complex subunit 7-like. The record is from RefSeq and is a predicted model, not a curated record. Gene Ontology annotation, cellular component: COG complex. Gene Ontology annotation, biological process: retrograde vesicle-mediated transport, Golgi to endoplasmic reticulum; intracellular protein transport; Golgi organization. NCBI's taxonomy places the organism in Eukaryota, Metazoa, Hemichordata, Enteropneusta, Harrimaniidae.